AUACUCAAAAUGCAUCCUCCCUCAUUGCGCAGAUCUGGGAUUUGAUUGGGGAAAGCAGUGGGGUGUUAUUAGCGCAAGGGGGGAAAUAAUGGUGUAUGGUUUGUAUUAUUUGAAUUGGGCCUAUGGCUAUUUAAAAACAAAAACAACAAAAAACAAGAGUGCUGAAAACGGUUAUAUUCUUAAUUCCCAUUCCUUGCAUAAGGAGUUGGCAAGAGAAAAACAAGACUGGCACCCAGGCUAGGCGCCUUCGUUCAGCCCAUGACGUCAGCGUGGUUCCAUCUGGACCAAAGAUCUGGACUGGGGCACGAGCGGAAAACACUAUCGCUAAACUCAAAACUGCUGCCUGGUACAUUUGGCAUCCUCACAUCAGCGACGACAACCAAGUGACAGCUUUAUUCUGGUAAUCGUGCUUCCAAAUCAUAUUUACUUGAGGUAGGUUUAUUAAUAUUCUAGCGGUUAAAUGUCUCUUUCUUGUUUCUCUCCUCAGUUUUCUUGAUGAUAUGAUGGAGCGAUGCUUUAGGUACAGUAACGUUACAGCUUGCUAGCUAUAUUAGUCAGCGCUGAAUCUAGCUAGGUGCUAGGUUAGCUUGCUUUGUAUAUAGCCAGCGAACGGUAAACAGCAAAGGGAGACUGCCACGGGUGCAGCCUUCAACGUAGUACAUCGCUAGCUUGACCAGUGACUGCUAGGUGAGCGUUACCAUGUCGCAAGCUAGUUUGCUACCUGGCAGAAGGUAAGCUAACUACUGUUAGCCAGCUAGGAGGCUAAUGUAUGUCGCAUCUGUUGUGGCUGAGAUUCAAGAUUGUAAUCCCAAUGGGCAACAGAGUAUCUGGCCAGAGAUGCGUUGACUCUGCAAUGCUAAUUUAGUUAGCUAUCUAGCUAGUCAUCAAACUAUUUAACCAACUGUAUUAGACAGUUAAAAGAUCUGGAUGGGAACGUUUGCCAAAAAAGUAGCCAUUACACCUCCAUCUGCAUGUUGUCUGUAUGGCCCAAAACUAUUUAAAACCAUGUCGAUAUCAUCAUAAGCAUCCAGAGAUGGCAUUAUAAAGUCCUGUAGUCAUGUCUAACUUACCUUUUGAGCAAUUUAUUUGGUUUUAUUAACUUUUAUUUUAAUUUUUUAUUUUUUUGUCAUUUAGCAGACGCUCUUAUCCAGAGUGCAUGCAUUAUUUAAUUUAUUUUUCAUUUUCAUUUAUGAACACCAUUGAAACCAGGGUGCCUCACCACUGAGGUUUAGACUAAGAUGGAGUGUUUUGUACGUGUGUGUCUUUGAUGGUUGUCUUGUAACAGUGUUAGCGGGGACAGUGGUGGCCUCACAGCCCCUGCUUCUCCCUCCCCUGCCCCUCCUGUGCCUCCCGCCCCCGUCCUCACCCCGACCCCCCCACCGCGGAGAGCCAGAGUGAGGUACCUAGCCAUGGUGGACGUGGGGAAGUGGCCCCUCUUCACCCUGCUGGGGGCCCAGGAGGUCUCCAGCAUCAGGCAGGCCUGCGUCUUCGGCAGCUCGGCCAACGAAGCCAUCUACAUCACCCACAACGAUGAGGUGAGACUGGGGGUGUCUCGAUUUGUAUAGAAUUACUUUGUUUUUAUGGAGUGCAGGACUCUCUGGAAAGCAGUGGAAAUGGUUACUGAGUGGACUAUCUUGAUUAAAUAAUUAAAUGUAAUGGCAUCCUCUUCCUGUCUCCUCCCCUUCAUCUUUGUCUCUGAUCCCCCUGUAGGUGUUUGUGUUUGGGCUGAACUGCAGUAACUGUCUGGGGACAGGAGACAGUCAGAGCACCAUGGUCCCUAAGAAACUAGACUUCCUCCAAGGCAAGAAGGUGGUCAGUCUCAGCUAUGGCAGUGGACCACACGUCUUACUGGCCACAGAAGGUAUGCUGCCCACCUGCCUUAUCUUUUUUACCCACCACCAAAUGGCAACGUUGGCACGUUACGAGAACUGUACCAAACUCUACCAAAAGCAUGUAUAAUUGUCAUAGUGCAGCAUACUUAAAUAGCUCUGUGUUAAUUUGGUGCGUUUGUCUCUCAGGGGGAGAGUUGUUUGCCUGGGGGCACAAUGGAUACAGCCAGCUGGGCAACGGGACCACCAACCAGGGGGUGUCGCCCAUCCUGGUAUCAACCAACCUGCAGAACAAGAAAAUAACACAAGUGGCCUGUGGGUCCCAUCACUCUCUGGCCCUGACACACGAUGGAGAGGUGAGGGGAUAGAAGGGGAAAUGUACUUGUUUAAAUCCUUUUACAUGCACUUGUAACCCUGAACCCAAAUAAGCCUGUUUCAAGAUAUCAGUGACUUAAUGCUCCUGCUAGGUACAUCAUGUUCAAGAGAAUAAAAACUCUGUUCAUGAACAUGAUUGGAGUAUUGGUUGAGGUCAUGUGUAACCUGUCAGUGUGUGGAGUGGACUAUGGAACCCUGUAAGGUUCAAGUUUUCUAACCAGGGCUGAUCAGUGGUCACUUGUGUCUUGGCUGUCUGUCUCUUUAAUUGGUUUAUGUUUAUCCCAGCAGCAGGUUAGGAAGGUAUUAUCUCUGUUCACUGUGUCCAGGCUGGCUGCAUAUACCCCAGGCCCACUGGCCUGGUCUCACACACGAUUGAAGAGUUGAUGUGGAAAUGACUGCUGAUUUCCAAUAGUAUCUAUUUAGGGCUAUCUUGGAUGUGUUGAAAUAUACAUUACUCAGCACUGUAAAGGGAUAGCUACAACAUUACCUAAUAUGAUGGUUACCUAGGAUCACUGGUCACUAGGUGUGAUUGGGUGUACAGGGUUGACAGUCUGUGGUGGGGGGGUUUGUGUGUGUGUGUGUGUACAAGGUUGACAGUCGGUGUGUGUGUGUACAGGGUUGACAGUGUGUGUGUGUGUGUGUAUAUACAGGCUUGACAGUGGGACUGUGUGUGUACAGGGUUGACAAUGGUGUAUAUAUGAUUGUAUCCGCUAGGUGUUUGCGUGGGGUUACAACAACUGUGGCCAGGUGGGUUCAGGCGCCACAGCCAACCAGCCAACCCCCCGCAGGGUGUCCAACUGCCUGCAGGGUAAAGUGGUGAUGGGCAUCGCCUGUGGACAGACCUCCUCCAUGGCCGUGCUCGACAAUGGGGAGGUGAGAGACAAAGCCUAUGGGAAGGAUAGGUUUAUAUAGGAUAGUUCCCUCCGGUCCAGUAAAAGUCAAAGCAAAAUGUUAUAUAGCACCAUAUACAUAAAGGAAGAUCUUGCUGACUACCGUGGCCUGUGUGUGUUGCAGGUGUUUGGCUGGGGCUACAACGGGAAUGGCCAGCUGGGAGUGGGCAACAACGGUAACCAGCUGACCCCCUGUCGCCUGGCAGCCCUCCAGGGUCUCUGUGUACUACAGGUAAGACUGGACAGUAGUGGACACUAUCACCACCUGUAUGUCUCUGUCUGAAUCGUCUACUCAUGUCUACUUCAACUCAAACUAAUACAAAACAGAAUUGAGCCCUGACCCUUGUUGCUGUCCACUCCCACUGUGUAAAACCCUUAUGGCCUUGUCUUCCAGAUAGCGUCAGGCUACGCCCACUCCCUGGCUCUAACAGACGAGGGCCUGCUGUAUGCCUGGGGGGCUAACACCUACGGACAGCUGGGGACUGGCAACAAGAGCAACCAGCUCAGUCCUGUACACAUCAUGGCUGAGAAGGAGAGGUAAGGGAGAGUACACAUACACAGGAUUGAGAUGUAGCUCUGGUGGCUGCUACCGCCCCCCAGAAAUCACACGUUGGUACUGUCAUCUUUCAGAGACCCAUGGUUAGUUCUCUCUUCUCUUUGUCUUCUCUGUUGUAUUCCAUCCAGUGUGGGUCCAUACGGUAACACUGCAUAGGUCCAUAUAUUGGCUCACACACCAGAUCUGGAAUAAUCUGUCUCUGAGUUGACAUUGUCCCUGUCACAAUGAAACAAAACUAGAAUGGAGUAUGGAGGGGAGAGAGAGAGAGGGCCAUUAUGUUGGGGGCUGGGGUACAAAUGGGUUUGACACUUGACAAGCAUGAACUUUUCACUGAAAACAUGGAAAUGAGUUAUUGGGAUUUAAUUCUGAAUAGAUCUUUGCCAUGUUCAUUUUUAUCUCUGAACGUUGUGUAACAUGUCAUAACACUCUUGAAUGAGCCUCAGGUUGGCCUUGAGAUAAAGCUACAAGACAGAUGUCACAACAAAACCAGCAACCUUCUGUGUCCAUGGAAUGCGGUCCAUGGCUAGACGGGAUACAGUUUAUGUCAAAUUGACGUCAAAUGUUUUUUUGCAUUUUAGCUAACCCUUAACCUAAUUAUCCUAACCUGCUACGUUAAUUAUCCUAACCUGAUGGAUAAGUUAUCCUAACUUGCUACGAAAAGUCAAUUCUGACAUAAGCUACACAACAUGACCGAAAGUAUGUGGACACCUGCUCAUCGAACAUCUCAUUCCAAAAUCAUGGGCGUUAAUAUGGAGUUGGUCCUCCCUUUGCUGCUAUAACAGCCGCCACUCUUCUGGGAAGGCUUUCCACUAGAAGAAAGGAAUAUUGCUGCAGGGACUUGUUUCCAUUCAGCCACAAGAGCAUUAGUGAGGUCGGGCACAGAUGUUGGGCAAUUAGGCCUGGCUCGCAGUAGGCGUUCCAAUUCAUCCCAAAGGUGUUCAAUGGGGUUGACAUCAGGGCUCUGUGCAGGCCGGUCAAGUUCUUCCACACCGAUCUCGACAAACCAUUUAUGUAUGGAACUCACUUAGUGCACGGGGGCAUUGUCAUGCUGAAACAGGAAAGGGCCUUCCCCAAACUGUUGCCACAAAGUUGGAAGCACAGAAUCGUCUAGAAUGUAAUUGUAUGCUGUAGAGUUAAGAUUUCCCUUCACUGGAACUAAGGGGCCUAGCCCGAACCAUGAAAAACAACCCCAGACCAUUAUUCCUCCUCCACCAAAACUUUACAGUUGGCACUAUGCAUUGGGGCAGGUAGCGUUCUCCUGGCAUCUGUCAAACCCAGAUUCGUCCAUCUGACUGCCAGAUGGAAAGCGUGAUUCAUCACUCCAGAGAACGCAUUUCCACUGCUCCAGAGUCCAAUGGCGCUGAGCUUACACCACUCCAGCUGACGCUAGGCAUUGUGCAUGGUGAUCUUAGGUUUGUGUGCGGCUGCUCGGCCAUGGAAACCCAUUUCAUGAAGCUCCCAAAGAACAGUUAUUAUGCUGACGUUGCUUCCAGAGGCAGUUUGGAACUCGGUAGUGUGUUGCAAGCGAGGACAGAUUAUUUUUAUGCGCUACGCGCUUCAGCACUCGGCGGUCCUGUUCUGUGAGCUUGUGUGGCCUACCACUUCGCGGCUGAGCCAUUGUUGCUCCGAGACGUUUCCACUUCACAAUAACAGCACUUACAGUUGAUUGGGGCAGCUCUAGCAGGGCAGAAAUUUGACAAACUGACUUGUUGGAAAGGUGGCAUCCUAUGAUGGUGCCAUGUUGAAAGUCACUGAGCUCUUCAGUAAGGCCAUUCUACUGCCAAUGUUUGUCUGGGGAGAUUGCAUGGCUGUGUGCUCGAUCUUAUACACCUGUCAGCAACGGGUGUGGCUGAAAUAGCCGAAUCCACUAAUUUGAAGGGUUGUCCACAUACUUUUCUGUAUAUAUAUAGUGUAUAUCCCAUCUAGUUAAACUCAUGGAACACCAGCGAUGUCAGCAGUGUCCUGUCAUUCUCCCUUCUCUUUUUGUGUGUUUCCUGUCUUCGUCUUAAAGGGGAGAGGGAGAGAGGCCCGCCGUAGGCAGCAAAAGGACAAGGGAAAACACUGAAGAGGCGUGGCACAGAGAGACAGAGUAGGGAGAUGUGUGAAGAAACACAAUGCACUUAAGAAUUACAGAACUUCUUAUAGUGGUCAAAAGACACAGGAGAGUACCGUUACCUGGUGGACUGUGUAUGUAUGUUAGUCUGUAACACACUCCUCCCCCUCCCCCAGCAGGAUAGUGGAGAUCGCGGCGUGCCACUCCACACACACGUCUGCCUGUAAGACCCAGAGCGGCCAGGUGUACAUGUGGGGCCAGUGUAGGGGUCAGUCAAUCGUGCUGCCACACCUCACACACUUCUCAAGCACUGACGACGUCUUCGGCUGUUUCGCUACGCCCUCUGUCAUGUGGAGGCUACUCUCCAUGGGUGAGUUCAUUUCAUCAAUUAUUACAUGUUAUUUAAAGGUGCAGUAUGUAACUUGGUUGUAAUGAAAUGUUUUUUUUUUUUUCUUCUGACCUCUAAGUAGAAGGUCCCCUUAACCAAUGAUCUAGGAUAACCCUUUCACAGACACACACCAUGAUUCCCAGCUAAGGCAUUGUGUUCUGUCAUAGAGCAUGAUGACUUCCUGACUGUGGCCCAGUCUCUGAGGAAAGAGUUUGACAGCCCGGAGACGUCCGAUCUCAAGUUCAGCGUGGAUGGGAAAUACAUCCACGUACACAAGGCCGUGCUCAAGAUCCGGUGUGUGGAUUUGAGUAAAACAUAUAUGUUUAUACUGCUGAAGCAAUCACACACAUUUUCUUCAGAAAAUAUACCUUUUCUAGUUUUAGCCUUUCCAAUAGGUUUUACUGGCUAUAGACAUAACUUGACAUAACACGACAUAACCUAACAAUGUCCAUAAUUUUUUCUGUCAGGUGUGAACACUUCCGCUCCAUGUUCCAGUCCCACUGGACUGAGGACAUGAAGGAGGUGAUCGAGAUCGACCAGUUCUCCUACCCAGUCUACCGCUCCUUCCUGGAGUUCCUCUACACUGACAACGUAGACCUGCCCCCAGAGGACGCCAUCGGUGAGUUGGACUGAAGCAGGAAUCCUGUUUAGGAUUCAUACAGGGCCCCAGACUCAAAACAAAUGACUUUAUUGAGUUAAGGUCCAUCCAUAGGAAUGCUGCUGUGUGUGUACUAACUCUGUCUGUUUCAGGCCUGUUGGACCUGGCCACAUCCUACUGUGAGAACCGUCUGAAGCGCCUGUGUCAACACAUCAUCAAGAGAGGCAUCACCGUGGAGAACGCCUUCUCUCUGCUCUCUGCCGCCGUGCGAUACGACGCUGAGGUGAAACAGACACUGUGACAGAGCGUCACUACUAAGGGUUAAUAACUCAGAUGCUUACUGGUUACCACAAGCUUCUUCAGGCUGCCUCAUAUAAGACACAUUAGCCCUGUCAUUAUGGGCAUAUUAGUCAGAUGACCUCAAAUACCAUCUUAUACCUAUUUAGAUACUGUAUACCAGGGGUAGGCAACUAGAUUCAGCCGCAGGCCGAUUUAUAAUGCGUUGUGGAUGGUUGGGGGGCCGGAACAUAAUUAUAAUAAGUUGUACUCUGCAAAUUGACCACAUCUAAGCCCAAAAAUUGAUUUUAUUUUAAAAAACAUUAUCAUUUAAUAUCUUGAUUACCUUAUGCUAAACUAUUUUUUUGCUGAAUUCCUGGUGACUUUACAGUCUUUUCUGACCCCUGCUGUAUACUGGACCUGUGUUCAUACUGUAACUGGAUGUGAUCGCUUCCCUGUAGGACCUGGAGGAGUUCUGCUUCAAGUUCUGUGUGAACCACCUGACCGAGGUGACCCAGACUGCAGCCUUCUGGCAAAUCGAUGGCAACAUGCUCAAAGAGUUCAUCUGCAGAGCCAGCCGCUGUGGGGCCUUCAAGAACUGACUGACCACUGACCAGCCCCGAAGGAAGGACGAGGAAAGGGCUAGCGUGAACUGGUUUGGCUUGACACCAUUUGGCCAUGGUAGAAAGGACAAAGAAAGAAGUGGUAUGAACAUGGAAACGGCUAGCUUGAACCGGGUCUCUAAAUUGCCAUAUUAUUCAUCCUUUGAGAAGACGUCUGGCGUGGUCAUCUGGUGACUAUGGCCCACCUCCAGUUACACAGCCAAAGAAGCCAAAUCCAGUCCCUGCCUAUGCGCCUAAUAUUCCACAUAGACAGGUGGCGCUGUGGGGAGGAGAGGAAGUUCCUCUGCCAGUCAAAACAGUGACAUCAGAGGUCAUUGUCUGUCACUGCAUGUUUACAAACCUGCUAAAUGGCAUCAGACUGCUCAGUUAGCACCAGUUUAAUUGGAGGACCAUUGAUCUAGCUUAAGAUGGACACUGUUACAUUCCUGACAAUGUCUGGUGACAGCUAAUGCACCGAUGCAGGCGAUGGCAGUCAACCCC
Molecule: messenger RNA, 8068 nt
Organism: Coregonus sp. 'balchen'
Lineage: Eukaryota; Metazoa; Chordata; Actinopteri; Salmoniformes; Salmonidae
Source: the annotation of a GenBank genome assembly